AUGCCACCAAGAGUCAAUACUGCACAGCGUCGUCUUUUGAAAGAAUAUCAGCAAUUGACAAAAGACUCGCCAGAAGGAAUUGUCGCGGGACCAGUUAGUCCACAAGAUACACCUUAUGAAAAUGGUGUGUUCCCAGCAAGAUUAACAUUUCCAACUGAUUAUCCUUUAUCACCACCGAAAUUAGUAUUUACACCAGCAAUUUUACAUCCAAAUAUCUAUGCUAAUGGUGAAGUUUGCAUAUCAAUCUUACAUCCACCUGGUGAUGAUCCACAUCAAUAUGAACGUGCUGAAGAAAGAUGGUCCCCUGUGCAGAAUGUUGAAAAAAUUUUAUUAAGUGUCAUUAGUAUGUUAAGUGAACCUAAUAUAGAGAGUGGUGCAAACAUUGAUGCAUGUAAAUUAUGGAGAGAUGAUCGCAAAGAGUUUGAAAGAACAGUUAGAAGAGAUGUUCGCAGAAGUUUAGGACUGUGA
This is a messenger RNA of Hansenula ciferrii, 468 nucleotides long. RefSeq names its product E2 ubiquitin-conjugating protein UBC7 (gene UBC7). The coding region runs from base 1 to 468 and encodes 155 amino acids. The transcript is spliced from 2 exons. Gene Ontology annotation, cellular component: cytosol; endoplasmic reticulum. NCBI's taxonomy places the organism in Eukaryota, Fungi, Ascomycota, Saccharomycetes, Phaffomycetales, Wickerhamomycetaceae. The record is from RefSeq and is a predicted model, not a curated record.